Molecule: messenger RNA, 7377 nt
Organism: Acanthosepion pharaonis
Lineage: Eukaryota; Metazoa; Mollusca; Cephalopoda; Sepiida; Sepiidae
Source: the annotation of a GenBank genome assembly
AUGCACAUCAAUCAAAAGGCAGGCGACCAUUUUGAAUACCCGGAUGUGGAAAACGAAAACGAGGCUGGGUCAAAGCGGCGCUUAAAUUUUAAAGAAAGAGGAAAGAUCUACCCGAAUAUUUUUUUAUUUGAAUUUGUAUCCGUAAUUUUGAAAAGUGAUUUUAUAAUGGAUCCAAGCAAAAGAGAUACACUGAUCCAAUGGAUCAAUGCAAUAAAUCCACUUGAGACAAUUGAGUCUUUACAAGAAUUGAGAGAUGGAGAGCAACUGAUCAGUUUGUUGAGCACUAUAACCUCCAACUCUUAUUCCAAUUUGCUCACCAGAAAAGAACGUUUUGAAGUUGUGCAGAAAUUUAUUGAAGAUUCUUACAAUUAUGACUUUAGUGGACAAGUGAAUUUUGACCGUGACAAUGAACUCGACUUUGCAAAGGUGUUGGUUCUUGUGCUAUCAGUUGGGGUCCAAGGAGAACACCAGGAGCAGCUCAUGACUCCUGCCCUCUCUUUAGAUCAAAGAUCCCAAGUGGAAAUAAUGAAUAUCCUAAAAGAAAUUGUUUCUGACUGCCCGAACAAGUUAAACUUGGACAACCUUCUUGCUUGCAGAAGUGAAGAUACCUUUGACUCUACUGAUGUCUCCUGUCAUUUUUCACCUGAAAAGACCCAUUCUGAAGAACAAGCUCAUCCAGCUUCUAUUCCGUCCAAAGCUGAGCUUCAGAAUCGCUCAACCAGUACAAGUUCACUGACUGAAAUAAUGUCUCCUUUCCAGAGGAUAAAUGUUGGCUUUUCUCCAGCAUCCACCACACCUUUGCAUUCGCUCAUCACUUCCACUGGAUUCAGCAGCAGAAUCAUUCAACGUGAAAGGAAUUUAAGAAGGAAAGCAGAGAAUGAAAUUGAAGAAAAAAAUAAACUCUUAAAGAAACUAACGAGUGACUUGAAUACGGAACGACAUUUACGCUCAGACAUUGAACUGGAAAUACAAGAAAAGAUCAAAACAAUAAACAGCAAAAGUUUUAAAGAGCAUUUUCCACUUGGUUUGUUUCUUUUCAAUCUAGAUGACAAGAUCCAUGACCUGAUGACUCAGAAUCGAACUUUGAAGCAACUUCAGGACAAACUGGAUGAGUUGAAUAUGUUAAAGGAGGAAUAUGAACAAAUGGUCACAGAGACAGAAAAAUCUAAAUCCUAUGUUGAAGAACUAAAAGAUCUUCGACUGCAGAAUUCCAGUUUGAAAAAAGAAGUGAAUGAAUUAUAUGAAGAAAUCAACAGUUUGAAAGAAAUGAAAAUUCAGUUUAAAAUUCUGCAACUUGAUUGCAAUAAAUACAUUGACGAGCUGCAGAAAGAAGAGAAGAAAUGUGCUUCAUUGCAGACAAGUUUAGAUCUUAAACAAAAAGCCGUAGAUGAUGCUGUCAAUAGCAAGAAUUUUACUGAAGACAAUUUGACUAAAAUGAAAGAGAUGUAUGAAGAUAUGAAAAGGCAGUAUGAAGAACUCCUUGCUUUCCAGUCAGUUAAUGAGCCAUCUGGUGAAAGAAUGACAGUCAUAACUGACCAGUUAAUGGAUGAGCUAAAAAAAGAAUUAGAUGACUUGAAAAACACAUGGAUUACACCCAGUACUCAUGAAGAGCUGAAAAUUAAAUUGGCAAAUAUUGUUACCGAACGAGACUCUUUUGAGUCAAAAUCUUUGAAGCUUUGUGAAGAAGUUCUCCAAGUGCAGUCAGAUAAUGAUCUGCUUAAGAAAAAAAAUGAAGACUUUGAAAUUGAGCUAGAGAAAUGUCAGCGUCACUUGCAAGACAGUCAACGUAACAUUGAGAAGUUGACGGCUAACCUGGAAGCAUUCAACACAAGGGAGACUCAAUGGCACCAGACGGAAAUGAAAUACAAGACUGAACUUCAGCAGCUGCAAACCAAAUUAGGUCAAAUGCAGAUGGAAUUGUCGUGUGUUAGCACGGAACUCAAAUUGGCUAAUGCUCAACUGGAAAGUGAUUUCAAGAGCAGUGAAUUAAGGCGCCAGACUUUGGUGCAGUCAGUCAGUGAACUAAGGAAUGAGAAGAAGGUGCUGGAACAAAAUUAUGAGGCAGACAAAGUUGCAGUAGAAGAGAAGGCCAAAGGUCUUAAGUCUCAGCUGGAAACUCUGAAAAUGGAAUUUGCCUCCAGAGAGCAAGAGUUGUCAGCUCAAAAUGAAUCUGUUGCCAUGGAACGGCAAGAGCUUGAACAGCAGUUGGAAACAGAGAGGAGACUCAGAGACAACAUGGAAAGAAACCUCACCUCGCAACAUGAGGAGGUUGAAAACGAGCUGAAUGAAACAAUUUGUCAGUUGAAAGAAGAUCUGAAAGCUGCCGAAGAGGAUACUCAGCGUCUCCGGAGCCAACUCCGAGAAAAGAUUGACGAGUAUGAUGGCCAGGUGGAAUCACUGACUAAUUUUAAGUUUGAGUUGCAGGCAAAGGUGAAUAAGCUGGAAUCACAGGCCAGUUUAGAUAAGCAGGAGAGGUUCAAGCUGCAGGCUGAGGUGAAAAAUUCUGGGGAGCAAGUUGAAGAGUUGAUGCAGAACAUUGGAAAAUUAACUGAGAGGCUGAAUAAAUCAAUUGCCGAGAAGAAAGAUUGUCAGGAGAAAUUACAGGAUGUUGAAAAGAAGCUUGAGUUGGCGUUUGAGGAAUCUCAACACUGGAUGACCAAGAACAGUUCCGACAAGAAGACAUUUGAAGUUAAGAUUAUGGCCUUGGAGAAGGAACAGGCCAAGUUUGCAGAGUCGAACAGGUGUGCUAUGGAAGAAUUGUCGGAUGAGUUAAGAUCCUCAUUGGAUGAGAAUUGCAAGUUGAAGUCACAGCUACAGAAACAGACUGAUCUGCUCACAGACACAAGAGCUGAACUUGAAGUAAAAGUGCAGUAUGUUGAGGGUGUACAGGAACAGCUCUCACAACUGCAAAAGUUGCACCACGACUUGCAACAGCAGAAUUGCCUGCUGAAUAACAACUUGGUCAUGACUCAGAGCCAGCUGGCGUGUAAAGAGUCUGAAGUGACGGACUUGGAACGUAAGAUAGACGAGUUGUCGGACGAGAAAAUCUGCCUUGUAGAGUCCCAUGAGAAAGAGCUUGGUGCCACCAGGCAAGCCCUGUCACAGGAGAUUGUGAACCUGAAUGAGCAAAUUGAAAGCUCAAAAUCAACUCUGUUAGGUUUUGUUGAGCAGGUUGUGAAGGUAGCAAACCCCAAGUUCAGUACUGACAACCUCAACUCAUCUUUGUAUCUCGGAGAGCUGGUGGAAUCAGUUGGAAAGGACAUUUUCCAUACAGUUGAAGAUCAAUCAAAGAGGCUGACAGAUGCUGAAGAGAGAUGCACCUCACAAGAGACCCAGCUUUCACAGCUGCAAGAAAACUUGCAAGUAAAGCUACAGGAAGGUGAAAUGCUUAAAGAAGAUCUCAAAGAAAUGAGGGCCCAUUCUGAACAGUUGCAAGCCCUGAAAGACAAACAACAGCAGCAACUAGAGGAAAACGAUGCCCUUAUCAAAAACCUGGAAGAAGCAAAAGCUAGUCUGGAUAGCCAGAUACUUAGUGAGAGGGAAAGUUUCCAGGCUAGGCUGGAUGAGGCCAGUACAGAGUGUAACACAACAAGGCAGUCAUUAGAGGAAAAGACAUCCUGUAUAGUUGAAAUGAAGCAGCAGCUGGAUAAAAACGAUACCCUUAUCAAAAGUCUAGAAGAAACAAAAGCUAAUCUGGAUAGCCAGAUACUUAGCGAGAGGGAAAGUUUCCAGGCUAAGCUGGAUGACACUAGUAUAGAGUGUAACACAACAAGGCAGUUAGUAGAGGAAAAGACAGCGUACAUAGUUGAACUAAAGGAGCAGCUGGAUAAAAACGAUGCCUUGAUCAAAAGUCUAGAAGAAACAAAAGCUCGUCUGGAUAGCCAGAUACUUAGCGAGAGGGAAAGUUUCCAGGCUAGGCUGGAUGAUGCCAGUACAGAGUGUAACACAACAAGGCAGUUAGUAGAGGAAAAGACAGCGUACAUAGCUGAGCUGAAGGAGCAGUCUAUUAUGCUUGACAAUGAGCUGAAGUCUGUUCAUCAAGAGGUGGGCCAGCUGGAAGCCGCUCGUAACGAAUUGCAGCAGAGGAAGAAAGAAACUGAGGAUGAACUAGCCGAAAAAUGUCUUCAGUUGGAGGUUGCUGCGCAGAAGACGUCAGAAAUGACUGUGCUGCUUACUGACAAGGAUUCUCUGAUUGAAAGUCAGUCAGAGAUCCAGAACCGCCUGGAAGAAUCGUUAGCAUCUCUGAAUCAAAAGGUGGCAGCAAACGAUCUGGAAAUAAAUGUGCUGAACUCUGACCUCGCACAAAAAGAUCUCCUCAUCAAAGAAAAGAAUUCUGAACUGGAAGAGCUCUCUGAGACACUUGAACAAAACAAACGGCAAUUGCUGGAACUUGUAGAGGAACAUGAGACUGCAAUAACAGCUCUUCAGCAAGAAGUGAUGCUGGAUUACGAGGCAAAGCUCGAUGCUGUAGUCGCUGAUUAUGAAAACAACAUCUGUGAAAACUAUGUCGGCCAGUCAACAGUGAACUGUCUGGAAGAAAAGCACAAAAUUGAAAUUGAAGAGCUGAGGGUGACUCUGGAACAAGAACGCAAAGAUGUCCUUUCAGAACUGCGGGAAGAUCAUGAAGCCAGCAUAAAUGCCCUGAAGCAUCAGUUUGCAACCCAAUUGUCCACAGAGUAUAUCAAGUUGGAAGAUGCACAGGAACAGAAUCAGAAGCAUUUUCUUGAAGUGGAGCAGUUGCAAAAGGCAGUCAAAGAAUAUCAGACGAAAAUGGACUCUCGAGAACAGGAAUACAAAGAAUCGCUGGAGCGUGUUGUCUUGGAAUAUAAAGAAAAGAUUGCUAAUGAUUUUGUUCCAAGCAGUGUCUUUGAUGAGCAAAAGGAGCAACACUUAACAGAGAUAACUCGGGUCCAGAAUGAGCUGACGGCAGACCAUGAGAAAAAGGUUCAGCUUCUGACUGAAGAACACGCAGUGUCUCUGAAACAGCUGAUGUGCAGUUAUGAAGAGAACUUAAUCAAUGAGUAUGUGCCACGGCAGACGGUCGAAGAAGAGAAGGAGAACUUGGUGCUGGAGACGAGGAAGAAUCUGGAGGUGGAAAUGCAGGAGAAAACAGCAGCCCUGCAGCAAGAACAUGAGGCUCUUUUAGCCCGGAAUGAACAACAAUUCCAAGAGAUGCUGACUGAGAAUUACAUUGAGAAAUCAGCGCUGGCUGAGAAGGAGAAAGAGUUGUCACAACAGCGUGCUGAGUUUGACCUCAUUGUUGCCACGUCGGAGAAUGUGAAAGAGCAACAUGAAGCCUCGGUGAAGUCAUACGAGUUGAGGGUCUCUGAGUUGGAGGAGAAGCUUGGCCAGCAAGAAAUGCACAUUGGUUGCCUUGAGGAGCAGGUGGUCAACGAGAAGUUUGAUGGCGAACGACAGACCAACGAAGUAAAGAGAGCAUUGGAAGGGCAGCUGACUGAAAUGAAGAAACUGGUGGACAUUGCACAACAGGAUUUAGCCACUGCUGUCGACAUUCACAAAGCUGAAAGCGAUCAACUUAGGGCCCAGAUUAGUCUGCUGGAGAAAUCAAACCAGGAUGAAGCGACACGACUGACUGAGAAUUACCAAAGGGAUUUUGAACAAAUGAAACAAGAAUACCAAGCGAAAAUUGUUGAACUGGAUGCAACUUACAAAGCAGAACUUAACCAACAGAAAGAAUGUCACCUCCAAGAAAUGUGUGUCUCCCAUGCCAAAUAUGAAGAAAUCCAACAGAACCUUGUGAGUACCCAGUCCAAAGCUGAGGAAGCUGUCUCUUUGAAGGAACAAGAACUGAAAGAGAUUUUAGCAGACACAGAGAAACAAUUGAACACAGAAAAGUCCCUCAUAGAGAAAAAACUCACUGAUGUUGAAUCUGAAUUCACCGAAUUCAAGGCAAACCACAAGUUGGUGUUGGAGUCCAAUGAAGAGAAGAUUGCCAAUUUGAAUUCAUGCAUCAGCAAAUUGAGAGAGGAAUAUCGGAUGAACCAGAGCAAGUGCGACCUGAUAGAACGCCAGCUGAGGGAACGAGAACAGAAAUUGAUAAUGGAUAACAUGAAAACUUUAUCCAAAGCGGAGGAAAUGAAUAAAUCUUUGAGCAACCAACUGCAAGUGGCUCAGAAAGAAGUGAGUCUUGCUCAGAAGAAAAAAGAAGCCACCCAAAAGGAGGUUGACUCUUUAACCAAUGAUCUGAAACUUGUAAAGCAGAUGAAACAGAAGGCAGUCAAUGAAUUACAGGAAUACAAAAUUCACUGUCUGGAAUUAAAGGAGAAUUUCUCUUCUGAGAAAAGCCAAUUAGAGAAGAAUAUCCAGGAGAUUAAGGAACAAAACCUGGAAAGUCAUGCAGAGAUUGAGAACUUAAACAAACUCAUCAAGCACUACAAGACCCGAGAAGAAAUUAAAUUUUCUAAGUUUAUGGAACAACGGGAACUGGACAAAAAAAGUAUCGAGAAACUGACCAGCAAAAUAUCGGCGUUGGAACAAGAGAAGAAAUCAAUGACCGACUACCUGAAAAAGGAAGAGGAAAAAUUCAAAGCCUUUGAUAAAGAAAAUCGGACUUUACAUCGAAAAGUUUCUGACUUAACGGAGCAACUGGAGAAAGCUGGAAAUGCUCUCUUUGAUUCCAACAACCAUGAUUUUGAUCUGCCAAAUGAUUCCCUUGACAGUCCUGACAUCAAAGAAAUAACGAGACGGACUUAUGAAUUGAGGUCAAAAUCUGGCAUCUGGAACAGAAUGAAAGUAGAAGAUUACAAUAUUUCUCCAGUCAGCUGCCAGAGCAGAGGCUCAAUAUCAAGUUAUAAGUCAGUUGCAUCCAAUGUUUCCUCUACCUCCAAGACACCCAUACCACCUGGUUGUGGUCAAAUCUUCUCUUGUGAAGAUGAACCAACAACAUUUGACUGGGGACGUAUUACUGAGAUCCGACGAAGAAAUACCAUGGUACCAGCGCACCUACGGUCAACAUACCCUGCCGAGCUGCAGAAUAUUCCAAAUUCUAUAAAUGAAGAAAUGACAAAACCCAGUGCACCUGGGUCAGGCAAACGUAAAAGGAAAAGCCCUGUUUCAAAAACACAAGCGAAAGAAAUUAAAGAUAGACCUGCAACUCCUGGUAGAUUGAGACGUUUGAGAAUUCGGACAAAUUUGAAUAAUGAAAACUCUCCCCAAUCAGAUAAGAAACGCUUGCGAACUUUGCCGACUCCUCAGAAAAAGCCCGAGUAUACUGGACGGCCAAGCAUGGCAUUUGAAAUUUCCAACACACCUAAACUGAGUAAACGGCGCCAGAAGGGACGCUCCACCAUUUUUCAAAUGUCAGAACCAAAAAGGGAACCCUUAAAACCACGUAACUGUCACCAGACAAAUCUUUGA